AGCGGCAGAGAGGAUGAAGGCAGCAGCGGCAGCGGAGGCAGCUGCAGAGAGGAUGAAGGCGGCAGCGGCAGCGGAGAUAGCGGCAGAGAGGAUGAAGGCGGCAGCGGCAGUGGCAGCAGCAGUGGUGGUGAUAGUAGUGGUGGCAUUGGUGCCACGGUGGCUUCCUUCGAGGCUCGCCAAGAAACCUCUCAAGGUGGAAGAUGUCAUGAAGCUGCUGUGCUGCAUCACUGAGCAGAGGGAAAAGAAGGGGAGCUUGGAACCAGCUGUGGGUGGAGUUAUCGGUGAUCUGGUCAGAGGCCCACCUGGAGCUGCUGUUGUUGGUGCUGUUGGGGGUCUCUCACAUACAUGGAUGAUAAGCGGACAGUUCAAACCAAUUCCUCAAACCAUAAUGGAGCUGCUGCCUGAUAAGAAGCAAAAGCUCUAUAAUGAAGCCAUGGUCAUCCUCAAGCACCUGAAGUGGAGGGACACCGAAGAUCUGACCACACUGGUCAUGGGCAGUGAGGCCCUGAAGAUGCAGCUGCUGGCCAUGCUGGAAAAGUGCCUCAAAGGCUGAAGUCCAGUACAUUGAUUUCAAAGCUAUUUCUGGAAAGCAGGGGUCUCAUUUAGAUGAUUCUCCACAGGGUGGUGGGCCAUUUAGAUGGUUUUCCUGACUCAUAGAGGUGAUUGGGAGUUGGGGCAAGCCUCACCCAUUCAUUGCUCAUGG
This is a messenger RNA of Lontra canadensis (Northern American river otter), 703 nucleotides long. Its product is annotated as protein C19orf12 homolog. Lineage: Eukaryota; Metazoa; Chordata; Mammalia; Carnivora; Mustelidae. The transcript has 3 exons. Bases 14 to 553 code for a protein of 179 amino acids. The record is from RefSeq and is a predicted model, not a curated record.